Molecule: messenger RNA, 1365 nt
Organism: Ostreococcus tauri
Lineage: Eukaryota; Viridiplantae; Chlorophyta; Mamiellophyceae; Mamiellales; Bathycoccaceae
Product: Beta-ketoacyl synthase, active site
Exons: 1
Coding region: 1-1365 (454 amino acids)
Biological process (GO): fatty acid biosynthetic process
Molecular function (GO): 3-oxoacyl-[acyl-carrier-protein] synthase activity
Source: RefSeq, a predicted model, not a curated record
AUGAUGAACUCGCUGACUAGUAGGCACUCGACGCAUAACAUCUUAGUCGCUGGUUCGUUUCGACCAAAAUCAAAAUCUCGCUGCGCCACUGUGGCUAUGGCGCGUGAAACGGAUCCGAAGAAGCGAGUCGUGAUCACUGGUAUGGGUUUGUGCUCAGUGUUCGGGAACAACUAUGAUACGUAUUACGACAAGCUUCUAUCUGGUCAGAGUGGAGUCGCCCCCAUCGAUCGCUUCGAUACCACUGACUUUCCGACGAAAUUUGCAGCGCAAAUUCGCGCUUUUGACAGUGAGGGCUACAUUGAUAAGAAGAACGACAGGCGCCUUGACGACUGCCUCCGAUACGCUCUUGUAUCUGGGAAUAAAGCAUUGGAAGACGCGGGUCUUGACGCCGCUGCCAUCGAAAAUAUUGACAAGCAGCGCAUUGGAGUCCUCGUUGGUAGUGGUAUGGGAGGCUUGACAGUCUUUCAAGAUGGCGUGAAGGCACUCGUGGAAAAGGGUCCAAAAAAAAUCACUCCAUUCUUCAUCCCAUAUGCGAUCACGAACAUGGGUGGUGCCAUGCUUGCUAUUGAAAAAGGCUUCAUGGGACCGAAUUACUCAAUCUCGACGGCCUGCGCGACGGCAAACUACGCCUUCCACGCUGCCGCGAGCCACAUCAGGAAAGGAGAUGCUGACAUCAUGGUUGCAGGUGGUUCUGAGGCUCCCAUCAUUCCCGUCGGUCUCGGUGGAUUUGUGGCCUGUCGGGCACUCAGUCAAAACAAUGAUGAUCCAGAAGGAGCUUCCCGCCCAUGGGACAAAUCGAGAGACGGAUUUGUGAUGGGUGAAGGUGCUGGUGUCCUUAUCAUGGAGAGCUUGGAAAGUGCAAGGAAGAGAGGCGCACGCAUUCACGCGGAAUAUCUCGGUGGAGCCAUCACGUGCGACGCGCACCAUAUGACCGAUCCUCGAGCUGACGGCCUAGGCGUCUCCACUUGCAUAGAGCUUUCCAUCAAAGAUGCAGGUAUUACGGUAUCUGACAUCAACUACAUCAAUGCGCACGCUACGUCUACACUUGUUGGUGAUGUCGCCGAGGUCAACGCCAUUCGCAAGGUCUUUAAAGACGUCGAAAACGUGAAAAUGAAUGCCACAAAAUCGAUGAUUGGUCACUGUCUCGGGGCAGCGGGCGGUAUGGAGGCGAUUGCCUGCAUAAUGGCAAUCAAAACGGGGUCGCUCCAUCCCACUCUCAACCAACAAGAACAAGAGCCUAUUGUUAACGGCAUUGAUACUUGUGCGAACGAAAAGAAAGCACACAAGGUGACGGCAGCCAUCAGCAACUCGUUUGGUUUCGGUGGCCACAACUCGUGCGUAAUCUUUGCUCCGUUUGAAGGUUAA